Molecule: messenger RNA, 2665 nt
Organism: Anguilla rostrata (American eel)
Lineage: Eukaryota; Metazoa; Chordata; Actinopteri; Anguilliformes; Anguillidae
Gene: c1r
Product: complement component 1, r subcomponent
Exons: 13
Coding region: 252-2354 (700 amino acids)
Biological process (GO): complement activation; zymogen activation
Cellular component (GO): blood microparticle; extracellular region
Molecular function (GO): serine-type endopeptidase activity; calcium ion binding
Source: RefSeq, a predicted model, not a curated record
CCCUUGGUUUCUCCUGCUGUCUGCCUAAUCUCAGUCUUCCGCAGCCAAAUUAAAUAGUGCUGUUUUUGUGAAGCGACUUUUAGACUUUCAUCUUCACGCAUCCCAAUCACUCUCGAUGGAGCCGCUGAGCUACUCGUCUCACACAGAUCUUCAGUCUGACAGCCCUGGUAAUCAGCACCGUAUGUGGUAGGCUAGCGGUACGCUGCUCCUCAUUUCCGCAUACUUCAGUCGGCUCUACUCUGUUAAGAAACAUGGCCUGGAUCCAUCCAGUAGUCUGGCUACUUUGCGUUUAUGAAUGCUGGGGUUUAGCGAUCCCCAGGGCCUCCUCCGAGGCUGUUUUGCAUGGGGAACUGCAGUCACCCCUGCACCCCCAACCGUACCCCCCCUCGCUGUCGGAGCCAUGGUACCUCUCUGUACCCGAGGGCUACAGAAUCAAGCUGACUUUCAUCGACCUGGACGUCGAGCCGUCGCCCGACUGCUACUACGACUCUGUGACGGUGAUGUACAAGGCGAAAGUGUUGGGAAAGUUCUGCGGCCAGAAGAACUCCGUAGAUGGUCACCACCCUGGCAACGAACCCAUCCUGUCUCCAGGCAACCACCUCCAUGUCAUCUUUCAGACCGAUGAUUCCAACGCUGGGCCCCACCAGUACACUGGCUUCUCGGCCUUCUAUCAGGCUAUAGAUGUGGACGAGUGUGCCUUGCCCGAACCGGACGAUGGCUCGGGACCGCUGUGCUCUCAGAUCUGCCACAAUACCCUGGGCUCUUACCUGUGCUCCUGUCACCAUGGCUACGAGCUCAGACCCGACCAGCGAACCUGUGAUUUGCACUGCGGAGGGGGGCUUUUCUCCGAGCCAGAGGGAGUUUUGUCCAGUCCGGGAUACCCCCAGCCGUCCCCCCACGGACUGUCCUGUCAGUACCACAUCUCAGUGGAGCCCGGAUUUACCGUGACUCUCAAUUUUACCGGGCUGUUCCACAUAGAGACUAUAGAACAGGAUGACCGAAUAUGUCCCUUCCACUGGCUCCAGGUGUCAGUCCCAGGCAAAGACCCUAUGAAGCUGUGCGGGCAGAAGAGUCCGGGAGUCAUUCACACUCAGUCCCACAGCGUUGAGCUGGAGUACCACACUGACCUGCAGGGGCUCAGCCGCGGCUGGCACAUGCAGUACAGCACACACAGUGAGGGCCAGAGGGGGAGGGAGCGAGGGACUUCACCUCAGUAUCUCUACAGGGACUACAUCUCCGUACGGUGUGACAUUGGCUACAAGUUAAUGAUGGGGGGUGAAGAGAUUCAGAGCUACUUCUCAGUGUGUCAGAAUGAUGGCCAAUGGCACAUUCCUCUCCCCGAGUGUCACGUGAUUGACUGUGGGGAACCAACUCCUUUGUUGAAUGGAGGAGUAUCAUUUCUAUCUGGUGCCGAGAACAAGUACCUCUCUGUCAUUGAAUAUCGCUGCAAUGAACCAUUUUACUCCUUGGCAAAAGGAGCAACGGUAAAUUACACAUGCGCAGCAGACAGGAAGUGGAAAGACCACGAGAGCAAUUACAUCAUCCCCAAGUGUUUCCCAGUUUGUGGCCGUCCCACUGUCGCCUUCGAGGGCUUCCAGAGGGUGAUGGGGGGUGCAGAUGCACCAGAAGGAGCCUUUCCUUGGCAGGUUUUCUUAGUGUUGUCUGGGAGGGGUGGAGCGGCUGUGAUUGGGGAUCGGUGGCUCCUCACCGCAGCCCACAACGUGAUGACACAUGACACCAACCAGGUCGUCAGUGUGGACAGCGUGAAGGCAUAUGUGGGAAGCAAUGAUGUGGAACGACUCCUUAACACUUCUCACCUCAGGAUUGCCUCAAUUCAUCCUCAUCCUCAAUACAAUAGUGCAUCUGGCACUAACUUCAACCAUGACAUUGCCCUGAUCAAACUUCACGAGCCGCUCACAUUUAACAAGUUUGUCAUGCCCCUGUGUCUUCCAGCGAAUGGCGCAAAAUACCAAAGUGGGGGCAAAAUGGGGGUGGUCUCAGGUUUUGGGGUGACGGAGGACCAUUACAUCAGUAACACGCUCAAGUACCUGGAGCUCCCUCUGGUGGAUCAAGGCAAAUGCAGAGAUUCCAUUGCUGAAAAAACAAAAACUGGAAGACAAGCCCCCGAUUUGACUGACAACAUGUUCUGUGCUGGAUUCCCAGAGGGGACCAAGGACACCUGCCGAGGGGACAGUGGAGGAGCUUUGGCCUUGAGGGAGAAGGACCAGGAGCCAUACUGGGCUGCUGGGAUUGUUAGCUGGGGUUUUAAUUGUGGGGUUACGGGUGUUUACGGGGUUUAUACCCGUGUUGGGAAUUACCUUGAUUGGAUAAAGAAAACAAUGGAGGAAAUUUAAAGAGGUAAACAGUCAAGUGAACCAUAAUUUUAGUUGCCAGAUAGACCAGUAACUGCUUGGCUGCAACAACAGUACAAUUUAUAAUGUCCCAAUAAUAAGCCACUUGAAAAUGAAAUGUAAUGUAAUCGCUAAAGGUUUGAGAUGUAAGUAAAUGUUUCAGCUAUGUUUUUGUUGGCUAGUUGGAACACACAGAUAAUGAACAGUUGCAUGUGAUACUUCUCAAAAUGUUCAUUUUCCUCCUUGGUAAAAGAAUUAAAUGGCACCAGUCCACUGUUUAAUUCUGCAUCACGUGGUGCAAUGGUACAAUGCAA